Bursaphelenchus xylophilus (pine wood nematode) is the source of this 1380-nucleotide messenger RNA. NCBI's taxonomy places the organism in Eukaryota, Metazoa, Nematoda, Chromadorea, Rhabditida, Aphelenchoididae. The record is from the annotation of a GenBank genome assembly.
AUGGAAAUACCUUCAGGGAGUAAAAAAUCGAAUCUCACGUUUUCUGUAAGUUUUUCUUGUUUUUGGAUAUUGUCACGUGGAUUUAUUUUAUUUUUUAUACAGAUAGAGGUAAUUAAUUGAAGUUUCAGAACGCGACGAUAGAAAGUUCGGAUGACGACGAAUCUAGUUCUCCGGAAAACGAGGACCUCACUGCCCAACUCCAUGAUUUUCCUUUUGAUUCCCAGAAAUAUAAGAAUAUUUUAACUGCCGCCAAAAGUGUCCUCGAAAGGGAUUCCGUCUUUGUUAGAGCCCGAGGAGACUUGCUAUCGGAGAUCGAAGAGUUGUCUCGACGGUUUCAAUCUGCUCCGGAUCUGAGUUCAGAGGGUCUUUUUUGUCUUUACGAGCUAAUGGACGAUUCUUUGGAGAAUUGCAUUGAUCUAAAUAGUGCCCAUCUUGCCAUUCUAAGGUAUCACGCGCUUCAAUUAUCAAAAUUUACACCACUGGAGGUCCUAGAGACGGACGACGAUAUUCCCAUUGAGGAGCAAGAGAACGAAGAAGUUGAAAUAUCCGGUAAGUUUUUCUUUUUAUUAGUUUUUGUAUUAUUUUAGGUAUGAAGCUUCCGCUUUUCACUUCAUUACGGACUUUAUUUCAGACAACACUCCCCAUUUACCCGUAAAAAAAGUGAAGAAGGUCGAAGAGCCCAAGGUUAACAAAAAUAAACGGAAGGAAGAGGCUUUAUCAACGGUUUCCACACGAAAUUCAUCACAAAAUAGUAAAAAUGAGAAUGGAUAUCCGGAACCGAAGGUCAAGAAGAACCACAUAAAGAAGGUUGAAGAGAAUUCAGUACGGAAAUCGAAUUCAACCGAACUUAGAAAUGGCAAGAAGGCCGAGAAAAAGGAGAAACAGCCAGAAAUAUCAGUAAAAGAAGAAGAGGACGAUGAAAAGAUGGAGGUAGAUGAAGGUUCUGAUGAUGAGAGCAAAGAGGAUCCUAUUGAGACUCGAAGGAAUACAAGGAGGGCACCAGCUGAUAAGCUGAAUGGAAACAAUGAGAAGAUAAAGAAAGUGAUAACAAGGUCCAAGAGGAGUGGAACUCCCGAUUCCGAGAAGCCCAGGCGGAAGUCUGCAAUAGAUAGUCUUAACAAUUCGACAACAACAAGGCAGAGUGCACAAAGAAGGGCCAAGCUGCAGAAUGAGACGAAUCCAGAUGAACAAACUUAUUGUUUAUGUGAUCAGAUCUCGUACGGGCAGAUGAUCGGGUGUGAUAAUCUCCACUGUUCGAUAGAAUGGUUCCAUUUCGAGUGUGUGGACAUCAAAGCGAAGCCCGCCAAAGGUGUAAAGUGGUUUUGCCCAUUGUGUCGCGGCGACAAAUCGUCUGUGUUAAAGCCGGGUCUGAAACGGUGA